GGUACAACUAUGUACCUACAACCAACAAACACGUCGAAAAAAAAGGUGAUACAAUGCUUAAUCAAAACUUUCUGAUAAUUUGUAAUGGAAAAUAAAUUCUAGUUUUUGGCAUCAGAAAAGAGCACAACGUCACAUGUUGUCAAAAUAAAUAAGUUGACAAAAAUAUCAAGAUGGGAAAUUAAGUAAAUAAUGAUUGAUUAGGCUUGCGUAUUACAUCAAAACGGCCCUGCUGUAAAAAUUUAUAAGUAUAAGAAAUGGUAAAAUUUCAAUGAUGGAUUUAGACGAAGCAAUCACCGUUACCAAGUUAAUAGUACAAGGUGAUCCUUGUUAUCUAAUGGUUGGGUGGCAGUCUGAUUCAUUUGAAGUUUAUCUGUUCAACAAAGAAAAGCUAUGGAAGGGACGGUUUUCGCCAAAUCGACUGGUGGGUUUCAGCAAGAACUUACACAUGUCGGAAGUUGCAUACUUUGCUAAUGUAAAAAGAAGUUUAUCUCAGUCGAGAGAAGACUAUAUUUACGAACUUAAAAGUGGAUUUUUCUAUUGGAAACGAAAGAUUAAAGGAUCAGUAAUAAUAGAAGGAUUUCUACCGAUGGAACUUGAUCCUACUCCGAAACAUGCACAUCCAGAUCUCAUAGAAGUUCUUGUCGCAUUAAAUAAACACAUGAAACAAAAAGUACACAAUCUCAAAUCUAGUUUUCAAAGUAUCAAGUCAGAUUAUCAAAAGUGCUUGAGAGACACUGAAGAAUUUUUGAACUUAAAAAUCGAAAUGGAAAAGGCACUCUGCGAUAAGUUUCUAAGCUUACUAAGUGUGAAAAGAUCUAAAGUAAACUCUUUGAAACUGAACAGAGCAUACCUAAAGGAUCAAGAAAUGUUGGAUCUUCAUUAGUUGUAAAUCGCUAUGCCAACGUUGCCUGUGAUUGUGACUACAGUUAUUGUGCCUGUACUCUUCCUUGAUAGUGCUGUCAAAAAUCGCUUGUUGGCGCCAAAAUAAAAUCUCGAAAAGAAAGUUAAGAAAAAUCUUUCCUCGGUUCAGAAAAUAUCAGUUACGUAUUUUAAAUAUUAUCUACCGGUAACUUAAAUAUGACCUGAGUGAGGAUCGCCGCUGAUGGGAGUAUUUCGAGCUGUUGCAAACUAGAAAAUGGGCAACAUUCAGAAAUAGAAUGAAGCGAUAAAACCAAACUAUCAGAAGUAUAUGGGACACAAUAUUUGGUGAAAUUUAAAAUUUAUGA
This is a messenger RNA of Spodoptera litura, 1226 nucleotides long. RefSeq lists its product as uncharacterized. Gene Ontology annotation, molecular function: DNA binding. Gene Ontology annotation, biological process: DNA recombination; response to X-ray; double-strand break repair via nonhomologous end joining. NCBI's taxonomy places the organism in Eukaryota, Metazoa, Arthropoda, Insecta, Lepidoptera, Noctuidae. The record is from RefSeq and is a predicted model, not a curated record. Gene Ontology annotation, cellular component: nucleus; DNA-dependent protein kinase-DNA ligase 4 complex; DNA ligase IV complex.